CAUUAUUUUCUUUGGGAUCCAUCCACGAAGGAAGAACACUACCCAUUUUACCUUGACUUGUGUUAACUGUGUUCAAGAUUUCUCAACACCUCCUACUAUAAAAUCUUGCUCAACCUCACCUUCACUUCACCACUUCAUGUCAAGUUCAAAACAUAGAUAGUUCAUACACUUCUCUUCAAGUGUUUUAUCUCUUCAAAGUUGUCCCCAAGCUCUUAUAGGCUUUCCUUUGCAAUUGUCACCAACAAUUAUUGCUUAGCUCUCACAAGUUUCUUAACAACAAUGAAGAAAGUAGUGUUGAAGGUCGACUUGUACGAUGACAAAAUCAAGCAAAAAGCUAUGAAAACAGCCUCUGGAAUUUCAGGGGUUGAAUCAGUGUCUGUGGAUAUGAAAGACAAGAAAUUAACAUUAGUGGGAGACAUUGAUCCAGUACAUGUUGUGGGGAAGCUAAGGAAAUGGUGUCAUACUGAAAUAGUUUCUGUUGGAUCUGCUAAAGAAGAAAAGAAGAAGGAAGAACCAAAGUUAGAUGAUAAGAAGGAUUCAAUAAAAGUACCUGAACCUGUUAAGCUUUAUGAAGCCUAUCCCCUUUAUUAUCAUAUGACCCCACUACAGUCUAAUCAAUAUCACUAUGUUACAAGUGUGGAAGAGGACCCUAAUGGCUGUGUCAUCUGCUAAAUUUUAGUAUACAUGAGAUGAAAAGCAAGUGCUAAAAGAAAUGUUAUUUUCCAUUUUUUGGGGGCUUUUUCUAACAAUUCAGAUUGAGGAAUGAAGUGUAUCCGAGAAGAGUAAUAUUCUGUAUAGGAGUUUGAUGUGUAGUGUUUGAUUAGACUUUGUUGGUAUUUAUCCAAAAUUUUGAGGAGUUAUUCUCAAGUAACUAAUUGAAUUUGAGUGAUAUUGAAUUAAUAUUAUUCAAU
Messenger RNA from Gastrolobium bilobum, 911 nucleotides. Its product is annotated as heavy metal-associated isoprenylated plant protein 39-like. The transcript has 3 exons. Bases 280 to 672 code for a protein of 130 amino acids. Lineage: Eukaryota; Viridiplantae; Streptophyta; Magnoliopsida; Fabales; Fabaceae. Gene Ontology annotation, molecular function: metal ion binding. The record is from RefSeq and is a predicted model, not a curated record.